UAAAACAAAAAAAGCACACAGCUAAAACUGAAAAACUGCAAAUGCCAGGAGAGUUUCAAAUGACGCUGCGACCCGCUAACUGAAAAUAAGCUCUCAGAGAGACUUUGCAGAACUGAGUUCUAUGAAGCUUUUCACUUCGCAGUAGUUUCUUCCAGAGCGUUGAAAGCUUGAGGAGAUGCUCUCUAAAACCCUAGAAUCCUGAAUUCAGGGGUUGCAUACAGAUUCCUACGUUUGUGUAUGCGUGCGAUUUAUCUUUAGGUUGAAAACUAGGGUUUUUAGGGUUUUUAAGUUAAAGUGUCAGAAAAUGGAGGCCGCAGUGAUAGACGCAGGAUCCAAGCUUCUUAAAGCGGGAACCGCAGUUCCAGAUCAGGCGCCCCCUAUGAUUAUUCCUACCAAAAUGAAACGAAUGCUUGAAGAUGGUUCAUCAACUGAUACUCCAUCAUUUGAGGAUGUCAAUGUUGAUCCAGUUGUUCGGGGUUUUAUAAGAGACUGGGAUGCUAUGGAAGAUUUGCUACAAUAUGUUCUCUACACUGGCCUUGAAUGGGAAGAGGGAAAUGAAGGACAAAUUUUGUUUACUGAUCCACUUUGCACCCCCAAGUCUGUCAGGGAACAAUUGGUGCAAUUGAUGUUUGAAACUUUUAAUGUCUCGGGGUUUUAUGCAUCAGAGCAAGCUGUUUUGUCCCUUUAUGCUGUUGGACGUAUAUCUGGAUGCACAGUUGAUAUUGGUCAUGGGAAGAUAGAUAUUGCAUCUGUAAUUGAAGGUGCUGUUCAGCAUAUUGCCUCAAGAAGAUUUGAAAUUGGCGGUAUUGAUUUAACCAAGUUACUAGCCCAAGAACUGGGUAAAUCUAAUCCUUUGGUGAAUCUCAAUGUCUCUGAUGUUGAGAUAAUAAAAGAAAAGUACUCUUCUUGUGCUGAAGAUGAGGUUGCCUAUGAGAAGACCCAAAAGUCAAGUGAGUUUGAGGAACAUACCCUUCCUGAUGGGCAGGUGAUAAAAGUUGGAAAAGAAAGAUAUACUGUUGGUGAGGCUUUGUUUCAACCAUCAAUAUUGGGUUUGGAAGCACAUGGAAUUGUUGAGCAGCUUGUUCGUAGCAUUUCUACAGUUUCUUCUGAGAAUCACCGGCAGCUGUUGGAAAAUACUGUCCUUUGUGGCGGCAUAACUUCUAUGCCUGGUUUCGAAGAUAGAUUCCAGAAAGAAGCUAGCUUGAGCUCAUCAGCUAUUCGCCCAUCACUUGUAAAGCCCCCAGAAUAUAUGCCAGCUGAGUUGACACAGUAUUCAGCAUGGGUAGGAGGUGCCAUUCUUGCGAAAGUGGUGUUCCCUCAAAAUCAGCAUGUUACAAAGGGGGAUUACGAUGAAGCUGGACCAUCUGUUGUUCAUCGGAAAUGCUUCUGACAUUUUUUCAUAAGUGAGUUCUUUUUGUGGUUCUAUUUCUACUUGUAUUAUAAUAGGUGGUUAUCAUGGAACAUAAACACAGAUUGACUAAAUUGUCAACUCAGGGAAGAAGAAAAAUUUCCAUAACUGCUGUGAUGUAUGUUACUGUAGCCUUGUAGGUAGCCAUUUAGCUCUAACCUUUUAGCCUAUGCUCCUUUAUCCUUGUUCAUUUCUAUAUAAAGUUUCAGUUUGUUA
This is a messenger RNA of Manihot esculenta (cassava), 1624 nucleotides long. RefSeq names its product actin-related protein 7. Gene Ontology annotation, biological process: anatomical structure morphogenesis. The coding region runs from base 305 to 1390 and encodes 361 amino acids. Lineage: Eukaryota; Viridiplantae; Streptophyta; Magnoliopsida; Malpighiales; Euphorbiaceae. Gene Ontology annotation, cellular component: nucleus. The transcript has 7 exons. The record is from RefSeq and is a predicted model, not a curated record.